ACCCGUCGGACUCCGCUGGUGCUGCCGCUGCCGCUGCCGCUGGUGCUGCCGCUGCGGACGGUCUGGUGUGUGAGAGCCCGAGCCCGAGCCCCGCGCCCAGGCCCCGCAGGGCGCAGCCGCCACGGACACCGGCCGAGGGACCGGGCACGCCGCCGCCGCCGCCACCGUCUGGGGAGACCAGGGCAUCGCCGCCGCCGCCGCCGCCGCAGCCUCCGCCUUCUCCCGCUGCUACCCUCUGGGUCUUCAGUCUUCCACAAUGAACCCUGUUUACAGCCCCGUCCAACCUGGGGCUCCCUAUGGCAACCCCAAGACCAUGGCCUACACAGGUUACCCUACUGGUUACCCAACAGCUGCCCCAACCUACAACCCCAGCUUGUAUCCAACCAAUAGCCCAAGCUAUGCUCCAGAGUUUCAGUUCCUGCAUUCAGCUUAUGCCACGCUGCUGAUGAAACAGGCCUGGCCCCAGACCUCAUCGUCCUGUGCCACUGAAGGUACCUUCCACCUCCCGGUGGACACUGGGACCGAGAACCGAACUUACCAAGCUUCGUCGGCGGCUUUCAGAUACACAGCAGGAACACCCUACAAGGUCCCUCCCACCCAGAGUAACAAUGCACCGCCUCCCUACUCUCCAUCACCUAACCCUUACCAAACGGCUAUGUACCCUAUUCGAAGUGCCUAUCCUCAGCAGAACCUGUAUGCCCAGGGAGCUUAUUAUACGCAGCCUGUGUAUGCCGCCCAGCCCCAUGUCAUCCACCACACCACCGUUGUCCAGCCCAACAGCAUUCCAUCCGCCAUCUACCCAGCACCUGUGGCUGCUCCCAGGACCAAUGGGGUAGCAAUGGGCAUGGUCGCUGGCACCACCAUGGCCAUGUCAGCAGGUACCCUGUUAACUACACCACAACACACUGCAAUCGGAGCCCACCCCGUCUCCGUGCCAACGUACCGGGCCCAAGGGACCCCCACGUACAGCUACGUACCUCCACACUGGUAAACUUCAGCAGCCAAUUCACAUUGGGAGUCAGACAUGGUAUGCAACAACUCAAGUCUUACACCCGGUGCUGGCAUGAUUCCAGACCAGCGCCAUGCCCGUCUGCAAGAACAACAACCACUGAAAAGUGCCAGGGUCACUUUAUGCAUCCUUUAGUGUUUGGGGUUUUUCUUUUUUUUGGGGAAAAAAGCUGCAUUUUCUGAUCUUCUCUUUCUUCCCCUUGUCCCUUUCUGCCAGCCCACUCCCCGCCACAUCCCCCAAAUGACGACCCUCACUCUGACCCUGGCCAGUGGUCACAGUCUCUUUAGUCUUCUUAUUUCUAGGCCCAAGCGUUCAGUUUUGGGGUGGCGCGCCCCUGCUGGUGUUUUGUUUUGAGUUGUUCAGCCAGUGACUGGGCUUGUUUGUUUGUUUGUUGUAGCGAGAACGGUGUGUGGUAUGGCAGGUGGUCUUCAUUCUGGUUUGACUUCCUUCUCUUGUUCUUCUGAAGAGUGGGGGGAGUGACAUCAGUUGUUGACUCUUCCAUACCAUGAAACAAAUGAAACUCGUGUCUUCCAGAGAGCCGUCGUGACCAAUCCUAAUCCAUCAUCCAAAGCUGGCCCAUCGAUAGUAAUCCAGAACUUGUGGGAACGUUAGCAAUGGGACACGUUAGUUUUAGGACAUAGGAAGGCUUUGGAUUUGUUCCUCAUGAAAGGUCGGACUGCUUUUUAAUAGAGGGAUGGGGGUGGGAGGGUGGUGGGGGGGGAGAAGGGAAUGGUCUUGGAGGCCAAGGGAUAGAAAGAAAAGAGGGCUACAACUGGAAACUGGCAUAGGAUUGGCAACUUUGUUGUAAGAGGUCUCAUUGAUGGACCUUCUAGGUAUUAGACCUUCUGGGUUCUUUUGGUGACCAGAACUUGAGGGACUGUCAGACCUUCUGGGUACUGAAUCUUCUGAUUACCAGACCUUGAGGGUACCAGACCUUCCAAGUACUGGACCAUCUGGGCGUCAGACCUUCUGAUUGCACUGUGUCAUAACCAGGCAGUUCCUCUGAGGUCAACUGAUGCUUGUAACAGCCCCCGAUGGCACAGGUGGAUAGAAAAGAAACACAGGGAUCUCAAGUCAUGCAUCAGGAUGUCUGCUUUCCAAGGCCAGCUAUUUCCUAGGUGGGAGAUGAAGUCGCCAGGCCCAAGCACCCAAAGAGAGCCCAGGAGAUCUAUCACCCUGAGCUGACCUUCCUAGGGGAGGAGGAGCAAGAGCUGGUGGGGCAUGGGGUCCGCUCUUGAGGGGGGUGUGGUGGCAUCCUGUGAUGGAGACCAUACCACCGCCACUUGUUGUUGGGACGAACUCUGGCAUGUUGGGGCGGGCACAGCAAAGCAGAUUAGGACCAGAGCACCGCAAGUCCUUGCUGCCCAGCACCGGGUCCCAGAUGCUGCUAACACUAUUUUGUUCAUUGAAGAAGUUAUUGAGUAACAUUUGAGGUGCUUCCAGGGAAAGGACUGUGGGGGCAGUGAGGAAAAUAGGGUGAAAUUGGGAUCAUGGAGCAAUAGCAAUAAACAUUUCAUAAACUCA
Molecule: messenger RNA, 2533 nt
Organism: Trichosurus vulpecula (common brushtail)
Lineage: Eukaryota; Metazoa; Chordata; Mammalia; Diprotodontia; Phalangeridae
Gene: FAM168A
Product: family with sequence similarity 168 member A
Exons: 9
Coding region: 257-991 (244 amino acids)
Biological process (GO): positive regulation of base-excision repair
Source: RefSeq, a predicted model, not a curated record